AUGAACGCCUCCACGGAGCACCAAGAUGAAAUUGCCAAGUUGGUUGAGCAACACGAAGCAGUUCCUCCGCCCUGGUUUCUGUUUCCAAACCUUCAUCCGUACAGCAUCGGCUGGCGCAUGGGUGCUGGCGAGUCUUAUCUUAUGAUGUAUUGGACUUGGUGGAAGCAACAAAAAGAGCAACUCGACGAAACGCAACGAAUUGCGUAUUUUUGCAGAUGGCCGCCUCCACCCGAGUGGCUCGUUUGGAUGAUAGAAGUAAUCUGGGAUCUUGAUCCCAAGGACUUUGAGGAUGACGAUGAUUACUCGCCCUACUUCACGCGUGUUGAGAAACUCGGUUUUGGGUCUAAAGAUGAUUAUAAGAAGGCUAUGCGUGAUGAGGAAGAGUAA
This is a messenger RNA of Fusarium musae, 387 nucleotides long. RefSeq lists its product as uncharacterized. Lineage: Eukaryota; Fungi; Ascomycota; Sordariomycetes; Hypocreales; Nectriaceae. The coding region runs from base 1 to 387 and encodes 128 amino acids. The transcript has a single exon. The record is from RefSeq and is a predicted model, not a curated record.